AUGACCAAAACAUUUACCGCAGCCGAAGUCGCAAAGCACAAGACUCCCGAGUCCGGCCUAUAUAUCAUCGUUGAUUCUGGUGUGUACGAUAUUACCGACUUUAUUGAGGAGCACCCCGGUGGCUCUAGAAUAUUGAAAAGGGCUGCUGGCAAGGACGCUUCAAAGCAGUUUUGGAAGUACCACGGAGAUAGCGUCCUGAAGAAAUAUGGUGAGAAGCUAAAGAUUGGUGAGGUCAAGGAGGAGGCGAAGCUAUAG
Messenger RNA from Nannizzia gypsea CBS 118893, 255 nucleotides. RefSeq lists its product as hypothetical. Lineage: Eukaryota; Fungi; Ascomycota; Eurotiomycetes; Onygenales; Arthrodermataceae. Gene Ontology annotation, molecular function: heme binding. The coding region runs from base 1 to 255 and encodes 84 amino acids. The transcript is spliced from 2 exons. Gene Ontology annotation, cellular component: membrane; intracellular membrane-bounded organelle. The record is from RefSeq and is a predicted model, not a curated record.